AGGUGAGGACUAGUAUAACAACUCAAAUGGAGUUGCCGCUGGUGGUUUUUACGGUAGUGUGUUGGGUCUCCGUAUGGUCGGACGACCGGAUCAUCUCAGACAGACAUGAGGUCUACUGGAACAGUUCAAACUCCAGGUUCUGGCAGGGCGAGUAUACGGUGGCCGUGAGCAUCAACGACUAUCUGGACGUGUACUGUCCGUACUACGAGAGCCCCCAGCCUCACAGUCGCAUGGAGCGCUACAUCCUUUUCAUGGUGAACCAUGAUGGUUACCUCUCCUGUGAGCACCGCAUGAGAGGCUUCAAGCGGUGGGAGUGUAACCGGCCCCAGAGUCCUGACGCUCCCCUGCGCUUCUCUGAGAAGUUUCAGCUCUUCACCCCCUUCUCACUUGGUUUUGAGUUCCGACCUGGACACGAGUACUAUUAUAUAUCCUCUCCUCAUCCUAACCACGCUGGCAAGCCGUGUUUAAAGUUGAAGGUGUACGUGAAGCCUACAAGUUCGGGCUAUGAGUCUCCAGAGCCAUUCCUGACUGAUCAGAGCCAGCGCUGCAGGGUAGAUGGCCCAUGCCUAGCUGUGCUGCUGUUGCUGCUGGCCUUUCUGCUGGCCUGCAUUUAAGAAGCUCCGCCACUC
Molecule: messenger RNA, 629 nt
Organism: Sinocyclocheilus anshuiensis
Lineage: Eukaryota; Metazoa; Chordata; Actinopteri; Cypriniformes; Cyprinidae
Product: ephrin-A2-like
Exons: 4
Coding region: 27-614 (195 amino acids)
Biological process (GO): ephrin receptor signaling pathway; osteoclast differentiation; axon guidance
Cellular component (GO): plasma membrane
Molecular function (GO): ephrin receptor binding
Source: RefSeq, a predicted model, not a curated record